Thunnus maccoyii (southern bluefin tuna) is the source of this 3390-nucleotide messenger RNA. Its product is annotated as ankyrin repeat and SOCS box protein 12-like. Gene Ontology annotation, molecular function: protein binding. The record is from RefSeq and is a predicted model, not a curated record. Lineage: Eukaryota; Metazoa; Chordata; Actinopteri; Scombriformes; Scombridae. Bases 216 to 1175 code for a protein of 319 amino acids. The transcript is spliced from 4 exons.
CAGACACACCAUACUGCACUUUUCACAGCUCACAGCCCCUGUGGAAGCAUCACACACUCCUUGGAGGGUAUUCCAGUCUUACUUUCUUUCUUUCUUCACAUGACUUAUGAUGGAAAGUGUUUAACUUCUCUCCUCUUUUAAUACCUUUGGAUAUAACAUCAGCAAGCAACUAGGAGAUGGAAGGGCUUUGACUUGCAUUAGCCUGGAGUUACAUUAUGGUUCUGGGCCAAGCUGUCAACAUGAGUUUGAUGGACAUUUCUAAGAUCUUCUCCCUGCUGCAGCCUAAGGAGGGGGAUGAGGACAACGAGCAGUGUCAGGCCUUGAACAACGCUGUGAGCAGCGACAACGUGACACUUCUCUCCGAGCUCCUGUCUCAGGAGAGUUACAGGAGGUCUAUCAAUGCUCGGAGCGGGUGGGGGGUCCCAGUGACUCCCUUGCGCACUGCUGCUGCCCUGGGACACUUGAGGUGCCUGGAGGUGUUGCUGGAGCAUGGUGCAGAGAUAGACAGCUUAGACGUGAAGGCUCAGACGCCUUUGUUCACAGCUGUCAGCGGGAAACAUCUGGACUGUGUGGUUGCCCUGCUGAAGGCCGGAGCCGAUCCAAACGGCAGCCAGUACAACAACUGCUCGCCAGUGCUGACUGCUGCCCGGGAGGGCGACGUAGACGUGCUCCGAGAGCUUCUUCGUUAUGGAGCUGAGGUGGACGUCAAACCCAAAGUGCCAGAGUGGGCCUCCAAUGCCACAGCCUGCAGAGGGGCUCUUUAUAUCUCGGCUGUGUAUGGACACCUGGACUGCUUUAAACUGCUCCUACUACACGGGGCCAACCCCAACUACAACUGCACAGAUGACAAGAUGCUGGCCAGGAUAAAGCAGCCAAAGACAGUCCUGGAGGUGUGUCUCCGUUAUGGAUGUGGGGUGGAGUACAUUCAGCUACUCAUAGACUUUGGGGCAGAUGUGUAUCUCCCUACACUGAUCAUUGACAAGACUACAAAGCAGAAUGAGGCUCUGGUUCUGCUGCUCAAAGAGAGAGUUUGUCCCAAAACGCUGAUGUCACAGACUCGGCUAGCAAUUCGAAGAUACCUCCCCUUUGCAAAGAAGGAGUCUGCCAUUGACAGUUUGGACAUUCCUCUGAUCCUGAGGAACUACCUGAAGCACGACACCUCUGAACUCAUAUGAUGCUCAAGUUAGCAUCAGGAGAAAAGGCCAGGUGAUAUUGUUUACCUCACUGACUUAAAGCAUACUUUUGUUGGGUUUUCCAACUAGUGGGACAAGAUGAAGGAUGCUCAGCUGAUCUCAUUGUACACCAAGUAAAAAUUUGGACUGUAUCCUUUAGAGGUCACUGAGCUGUCUACUGCUGUAAAGUUGUUUUUACUUUUUCACAUGAAGAUUGGAGUUUGUGAAUAGUUGUAGUUGUUUUUAAUAAAUUAAUUUGAAUAAAUAGUUUUAGCAGUACAAAGCUUAGAGCAAAGAAAGUGCUCCAUCUUGGGAAAUCUGUCAUGUCCUUGGGAGGUGUAACGCCUUGGUUGACCACUAGAGACCACAGUAACACUGCAUAUUGUGCUUGUCCAAAUAUGAGCCUUCCCAGUGGCAGUUUUUUGUCUCCCUGCAUCGCCUCUAGCAAUGAUUUCGCAGGUAUCUUCACACAAUCAGAUACAGUCAUCAGUUAUUUAUACAUACAGUCACAACUGGAAAAACACACACACACACACACACACACAAACAGAGUCACUGUCUGCACCACACCAGGAUGUCUUAGAUCUUGCCUGAAAAACAGUCUUGCAUCUGUGGACUUCAAAACAUUAGGCAGCAGAGCUAUCAGCCUACACUUCAGCACGGCCAACUGGGAGAAUAUAUUUGCAUAAGUCUCAUUACUUAUUGAUCACAGCAUAGUUACAAUUUGUGGUUGGAAGUUUGUUGCAAAUUUUUUUUGUGACUUGUCAACACCAUCCUGAAGAUGUUAUUAUCUAAUCCUAUGUUCUUAAAUUUAAAUUUUGACCAGUCUUCUGUCACAUAUCCAGGAGUUCAUAUUUCAGCUUUUGAGAACAGGAGAUGAUGUCACACAACAGGAAACCCAGCACAAUGCUCCCACUCACACUUUGACGCCUCGACACAUAGUUCUGUAGAGGUUUUAUUUUCAACAAAAGUACAGCUAUAUCAGAUAUGGAUUUAUUUUUACAGCGAAGUACAACAUAUUCCCAGUGCUUCUGAUUACAUCAAAACAUAUAAUGUACAUACAGUUGACAUCUCCACUCUCCCAUUCACAGUUUCUGGAUUGAAUAGGCAUUAUUUUUCAGGUUUUUCAUUUCUACAACAAAUAAUCAAACUCAAAGGCCAGCAAGAAAGAAAAUGACAAAAUGUUUGCAUAUGGUGACAAAGGAUAUGGAUACUGUGAGUAAAUUCUCUGUGAUAGGCAAAAAUCCAGACCUCAAACUAGAUGGUAAUAUACAAUGAAUAGAUUGUGAUUCCAAAAGUGGGGAUGCCAGUCUUCUGUUAACUUUGUUGUCACUGAACACCACAUCAAAUAUGGCUCAUUGAAGACUCUGUUGUACCCUGACUAUUCUGAAACAAUACAGGACUGCAUUAACCAACUGCAAGGAGUUCUUACUGAAGAUGUUGCUAUGCUAAAUGUGAGUGAGCGCGGUUACUGGCUCCAUAUACAACCUGGACUAAAAGGGACUACAGAAAUCUGAGAACCUCUGAUGCACUCAGUUGACAGUCUGCUAACUUGGCUGUCUUGGAUUAUGACCGGAAAAAGAAAAAGGAAAAAAAAAACUGCACAGAAGGCUGUCCUCUCAGCUCUCAGUACAAGGUCAGAAUGAUAAUUAUAUAAGAAAAACCAAUAUAUACAUCCUUCUAACAAUGUGGCCAAAGUGGUAAUAUUUAAUACUGCAUUCAAUAAAUACAAGUGAGGAAAUAAUUUGUACUGUCAAGUCAUUGUACUCCAAAGAAUCUUUUUUUUUUUUUAAGUAGAAACAAGAGCAUGAUGUGAAUUGCAAUGAAGUACUGUGUGUGUCUUCAGGAUUAUGUUUAUUUUUAGCUCAUCCCGAGAGGUUUCGCAUUUAUUCAGCUCUUCUGCUUGACUACAAAUCUAUACACAAACGCCCAUGAUCAGUGCUAACUCCUAUUUGGUUCACUGUUGUCAUAGAAAAAUUAUACCCGUUUUGCCUCAGCAGUUAAUGGUGUUCCAAGAAUAACCAGCGGUUUGGACCAUGACAGUGUAGGUUGGACUCAAAGAAAAGAAGAAAAAAAAGUUGAAGAUAAUGUUACAGUUUAUAGUACCCAUUAUAUCUGGGCAAAGAGAGCAUCAGUGCCUUUCAUUUUACCUAUCAACAGUUAAGUCUUUGAUUCAGCAUGAGGAAAAGAUGCUUCCCCCCUCUGCUUGACAAUAAAU